Tuber aestivum (summer truffle) is the source of this 504-nucleotide messenger RNA. Lineage: Eukaryota; Fungi; Ascomycota; Pezizomycetes; Pezizales; Tuberaceae. The record is from the annotation of a GenBank genome assembly.
AUGCCUGACCGACCGCCACCGCCGGUAUUCGAAAUCUGCCUGAGCUCAAGGUUUAUCGAGAAACACCCCUCUGUGGGGAAACAAGGCUGGAUGCGGUUCACGGGGCUUCCCGGUUGGCAAAUGGACCGACCUCUCUCCUACCGGUUCUUGGCACGAGGUCCGUGGUGUUUUGUUUUUGUGUGGCAGUCAGGGAACUGUUGCUGGAAGUGAUGCAACUGUUGGGCUUGCUGGGUAUCCUCUCGGCGGCGGAGAGGGGCUCACGGGGAUGGUUGUUUGGAUUUGAGGAGCACACGUUGAUGAAGCGGGUGCUUCUCGGCUUAGGUAAUAUAGGUCCCGAUUUAUGUUUUCGAGGUUAUUUGGGCGCCUGCCAACUCUCGAGCCCAUACCGAUCUAUCUAGAAUCGCCAAAAUGUGGUUUGAUAUCUAUGACGUGAGGAGAACCGAUUUCAUAUCACCAAUAAUCACUCGGCGCAUCGGGGAUCUGGGUAUUGAAGGCCAUGUUUGA